AACGCGAACGCGAACAGUACAGAGACAAAAAGUCUUGCAAUGACUCUAGUACCGACCACCUAUCGGGAUUUAUCGCGAGAAUUUGACCAUCCACGCUAUCGACAGCCCUAUGAUUACCAACUCUAUCCCUAUCUUUGGGAUGAUUCGCGUUCCUGGUGGCCCAGCAUCACUGGUCCCCGUACCAGUGAUUGGCUUCGUCCCUUGGACGAGUUGGUAACACGACGAGUGAGGAAUCAAUUGAUACAGUCCACUACGCCCCAAGACUGGGCGUAUCCAAUGCGCUGGGAUAACUAUUAUUCGGGAGAGCGGGUGCACGUUGAUGAAAAGGGAUUCCGCAUUGACAUCGAUGUCCACCCAUUCCGACCCGAGGAGAUUGUGGUUAAAACCAAUGACGACCACAUUAUAGUUCAGGGAAAUCAUAAUAAACGCAAUGAAGGACCCAAUGGCAUGGUGGAGCGUCAUUUUGUACGAAAAUAUCUACUGCCACGUGGCUAUAAUGCCAACGAGGUCAUAUCGGAUCUAUCCUCAGACGGCAUACUGACCAUCAAGGCACCACCACCGCCUCCAGCUAAGUACUAUACGCCCAGCGAGCGACUGGUACGGGUCCAUGAAACGGGCAAGUUGGCUCUGCCAUGGAAAUGAGUCUAAAGAAAUACGUAUUUAGAGAGGAUAGAGAAUUCAAGGUGAACUAUUUUCGGGCUCAGGCACAAGUGCAAGUGCAACACUUAAGGCGGACGGACGCAGACACGGAUACGGACAGACGAACGAAAAAUUCAAUUAAAAUAAAAUACACACGAUUGCGAAUUGUAAAAUAGUGCCAUACAUAAUAUUAAAUGCGCAAUAAAUAUAUAGAUAUAUACUCUUAAAACAUCGAA
Molecule: messenger RNA, 875 nt
Organism: Scaptodrosophila lebanonensis
Lineage: Eukaryota; Metazoa; Arthropoda; Insecta; Diptera; Drosophilidae
Product: heat shock protein 27
Exons: 1
Coding region: 40-642 (200 amino acids)
Biological process (GO): response to heat; protein refolding
Molecular function (GO): protein folding chaperone
Source: RefSeq, a predicted model, not a curated record